AGGAAGGAGCCUCCCUCAAAGCUGCCGAGGCGUCGGCGACGAAACUAGGCAGCCUACGAGCAAGUGGCGCUAUCUGGACCUCGCCACGAAGCGGAACGGAGCCCCGCGGGGGGACGCGGCAGCUGGACCGGUUUCUUCUCCCGCGCGCGGAGCUGAGCGAGGCUAAAGAACACACAAGCCACCAUGUGGGGAACGCUCCAAUCCAUUUUAGGAGGUGUAAACAAACACUCAACCAGCAUUGGGAAGAUAUGGCUCACUGUCCUCUUCAUUUUCCGUGUCAUGAUCCUUGUGGUGGCUGCAGAAAAAGUCUGGGGAGACGAACAGUCAGAUUUCACUUGUAACACUCUGCAACCUGGGUGCAAAAAUACCUGCUAUGAUGAUUAUUUCCCAGUUUCUCAUAUUAGACUUUGGGCUCUCCAACUUAUCUUUGUGUCUACCCCUGCCCUUCUGGUGGCAAUGCAUGUUGCCUACAGAAGGCACGAGAAGAAACGGAAAUACCGACAUGGGGAGAAAAUUGACCUUGAAAGUCUGAAAACCCAAAAGUUUCAUAUCGAAGGACCCCUAUGGUGGACAUACACCAGCAGCCUCUUCUUCCGAAUUAUCUUUGAAGCGACUUUCAUGUACAUAUUUUAUUACAUGUACGAUGGGUACCGUAUGCCUCGUGUAGUGAAAUGCACUGAUUUUCCUUGCCCAAAUACAGUAGAUUGCUUUAUUUCUCGUCCCACUGAGAAAACUGUAUUUACUAUUUUUAUGCUGGCUGUGUCAGGCAUUUGCAUGCUCCUAAAUGUACUUGAGUUGUCUUAUUUGAUACUGAAGUCUUGCAUGAAGAAGUCUCAGACCAAGAAACCACUGCCCAAUCAUUAGAUGUUUGUAUGCCAUUUGUCUAUUUUGCAUUGCUUAAAAGCUCAUCUGUUUUUAAUUAAACUAUAGUAAAUUACACACAUUCUAAAUAGUGGGAGUCCAUCUUCUUAUUUAACCCACAGUUCAGAAAUUCUUUUGUCAGUACAGGCUGAUAAUAUCCAAAUACAUCUAGUUACAAUUGUGCAAAAGGCUAGUAUUUUGAUUAUUAAACAGCUCUUUUUUUGCUACUUCGGGCGAGAAGAGUGCACAGCCCUCAAACAUCAUGAUUAUUUAUCAGGUGUUUUAUUCUCAGGACUCAGGAUAAGUAACAAUUCUUUCCUUAAUUACUUUACCCCCUCAACUUACUGCAGUUAGUUUUAACUAUGAUUUACAAACCUGGUUUAUUCAGAUAAAUCAUGGUUUGAAGUUGGCAUGUUUAGACAAACCAUAGUUAAAGCCAACCAGUUUGUCCUAGUCUAAAUUUAACAACAGACCAUGGUUAGUUGAAAACAAUACUGAAUGCUUCCAAUUUCCUUCCAGAGGAGGAGAGCAAACUCAAGGCUCACUCAUUUCCAUAAUCAGAGGCAGCCCACCUCCUCUGAAUACCAUUUGUGGGGGAACAGUGGGACAGGGCUAUGGUGCUCAUGCCCAACUUGUGUGCUUCACAUAGGUAUCUAGAAACAGGACGCAGAGCUACAUAAGCCUUUAGUCUGGUACAAGAGAGUUCUUCUCAUUUGCUCUUACACAGCACCCUAAACCACAGUUUAGCCAUGUUACGUCUGCAAGCAGCCAACCUUGAACAUGCUGUGCAAACUCUGGCUGCCUUACAUAAUCCUUACCAGGGUUUAAGGUUGACUUGAUGCUCUAAAAAUCAUAUAUUUAAUAUGCAUUUCCCUUUGUUGGGAUAUAAAUGCCAUCAAAUUGCUCUGUAACAGUUUUGAUCAUCACGCUUGGCAUUAGUUUUGGUGGACUAGUGUGUGCUUCAAAUGCACACAGUUCCAUGCCUCUGAUUAAAUGGACUCUAGUCUGUGAAAACUUGUGGUAUGAUAAAGUCCGUUAAUCUUUAAUGUGCUAUAAUAUUCUUGGUUUUUAUUAAUCUGGUGGCAAUAGAACUGGGCAUACCACAUAAGAGCUGCCUACAUGAAUAAAUUGUGGAGAAACUAUAGUCGAGUUCUGCCACUACUUUGUUACUAUUUAAAAUGUGCCUUUCACUUGAUGUAGGAAGAAAGCCAAUUCUGUACUUUAAAAAGUUCUGAAAAUAUAGAAGUUCUGAUAGUGACACGGUUUUGGAAGACAUUUUUGUACUGCUAUUAUGAGCAGUUUCAGGAAAGCACAAAGAUAUAUCAGGAUUAGCUAGAACAAGUAAUUCUGUCUCCCUGAGAACAUCCUUAAUCCAACUAUGACAAAUAGGAACUUUGGUGCAUUUCAUGCUUCUGCUUGUUGAAUGCGUAAUUGAAUGAUUGACUGCCAAAAUAACAUUCUGCUAUUUAAUGGUCAGUAUUACAAAAUAUAUUGUUUGUAUGAAUGACACUUUUUUCCUAA
Messenger RNA from Lacerta agilis (Sand lizard), 2382 nucleotides. It is a transcript of the gene GJB2, whose product is annotated as gap junction protein beta 2. Bases 184 to 864 code for a protein of 226 amino acids. The transcript is spliced from 2 exons. Lineage: Eukaryota; Metazoa; Chordata; Lepidosauria; Squamata; Lacertidae. Gene Ontology annotation, biological process: cell communication. The record is from RefSeq and is a predicted model, not a curated record. Gene Ontology annotation, cellular component: connexin complex.